CCCAAAGUGCUGGGAUUACAGGCGUGCGCCACCACGACCGGCCCCCUGUCUUCUUUAAGAAAGCUCAGUGGACCUUUUUCCUUCUUGGGGUAGAAGAAAAUCCAAGCCUAGCACAACCCUGGCAUGUAGAGGGCAGGGGCCCAGAAUCACUGGAAGGAGCGGUGGAUGGGAUAGGCGAGGCUGUCUGCGGACCACAGGCCUGGCCCGAGUGGCUCUGAUGAGAAACUGGGGCGCCUGGGGCACCGCCCCCACCAUCUGCCCUUCCCCCACACUCCUCCUGGCUGGGCAAAUCCCAGAGUCUCAGCCGCCUAAGUGUCUUCCCGGAGGUGAGAUUAUCCCCGCCUGUGCCAGACACCGCCUUUCCUCCUGCAGCCAUGGAUGCCGCUCUGCUCCUGAACGUGGAAGGGGUCAAGAAAACCAUUCUGCACGGAGGCACGGGCGAGCUCCCAAACUUCAUCACUGGAUCCCGAGUGAUCUUUCAUUUCCGCACCAUGAAAUGUGAUGAGGAGCGCACGGUCAUCGACGACAGCCGGCAGGUGGACCAGCCCAUGCACAUCAUCAUCGGGAACAUGUUCAAGCUUGAGGUCUGGGAGAUCCUGCUCACCUCCAUGAGGGUGCACGAGGUGGCCGAGUUCUGGUGCGACACCAUCCACACGGGGGUCUACCCCAUCCUGUCCCGGAGCCUGCGGCAGAUGGCCCAAGGCAAGGACCCCACGGAGUGGCAUGUGCACACAUGCGGGCUGGCCAACAUGUUCGCCUACCACACGCUGGGCUACGAGGACCUGGACGAGCUGCAGAAGGAGCCUCAGCCUCUGAUCUUUGUGAUCGAGCUGCUGCAGAGGGAGACCUGGAACCUGAGCAAUCAUGAGAAGAUGAAGGUGGUGCCCGUCCUCCACGGAGAGGGAAAUCGGCUCUUCAAGCUGGGCCGCUACGAGGAGGCCUCUUCCAAGUACCAGGAGGCCAUCAUCUGCCUAAGGAACCUGCAGACCAAGGAGAAGCCGUGGGAGGUGCAGUGGCUGAAGCUGGAGAAGAUGAUCAACACCCUGACCCUCAACUACUGCCAGUGCCUGCUGAAGAAGGAGGAGUAUUACGAGGUGCUGGAGCACACCAGUGACAUUCUCCGGCACCACCCAGGUGCGUGGGGCUGCAGGGGCAGGCAGCGAGGGGGCGCCCGGCCCAGGGCCACGGAGACACCUGCCAUAGCCUUCCUGGACUUUUCUUCCCACCCCACCGGGGCACCGAACCUUGUCUCCACCCAGCCGGGUUUCCCCGAGUGCGUAAUUGAAUUGUGGGUGAUGGAUGGGCAGUGCUUGGCGUGGGGGGCCCUUUAUUUUAACGUGUGUUUGAAUACUUACCCAGGAAGCUCAGCAAGCUUGUGUUUUCAGUGGAACGGUAAACAGGCUUUUGAAAAAGAGGGGCAAUCAGUAUAGAGAAAAAUAUUAUGCCUGUACUAGUACAGGUGUUGCGAGGAUAUGGCACCUCCAGUACUACUAGUAUUGACGUACCGCUCGAAUAGUGCUCACGGUAACACCACCCAGGCCCUGGCGUGUGCAUCGGGCUCAAGUCUUCUGUGUUUAUUAUCUCAUUUAAUCCUAAUAAUCCUCAUAAUCACCAUGUGGGGGAGGUGCAGGGAAAGGGACUGAAGGUUAUCUCAUUUAGGGAGUGUCUGUAAGAAAAAGAAAACAAAGUUAUGAAUAUAAAAUUAGUCACAGGGCCUUGAAAAGGAGAGAAGGAGGUACUGCCAUUAUGAUCAUCAUCUCCAUCUUACAGUUGAGGAAACUGAGGGA
This is a messenger RNA of Chlorocebus sabaeus (green monkey), 1787 nucleotides long. The record is from RefSeq and is a predicted model, not a curated record. NCBI's taxonomy places the organism in Eukaryota, Metazoa, Chordata, Mammalia, Primates, Cercopithecidae.